UUCGUAGGGAAGGGGAUGCUGACAGGGGUCAUUGCAGGAGCCGUGUUCACCUCCCCGGCGGUGGGCAGCAUCCUGGCAGCCAUCAGGGCAGUGGCCCAGGCAGGCACAGUGGGGACCCUCCUCAUCGUGAAGAACUACACUGGGGAUCGGCUCAACUUCGGCCUGGCCCGGGAGCAGGCCCGGGCUGAGGGCAUCCCCGUGGAGAUGGUGGUCAUCGGGGAUGACAGCGCCUUCACCGUCCUGAAGAAGGCAGGCAGGCGGGGACUCUGCGGCACAGUGCUCAUACACAAGGUGGCAGGUGCCCUGGCUGAGGCAGGUGUAGGGCUGGAGGAAAUCACAAAUCGGGUGAGCGUGGUUGCCAAGGCCAUGGGAACCCUGGGAGUGAGCUUGUCCUCCUGCAGCGUCCCUGGCUCCAGACCCACCUUUGAGCUCUCACCAGACGAGGUGGAGCUAGGCCUGGGGAUCCACGGGGAAGCUGGCGUGCGCCGGAUAAAGAUGGCAUCCGCCGACGAGAUCGUGACACUCAUGCUCGACCACAUGACGAACUCCUCCAACGUGUCCCAUGUGCCCGUGCAGUCUGGCUCCUCAGUGGUGCUGAUGGUCAACAACCUGGGUGGCUUGUCAUUCCUGGAACUGGGCAUCAUGGCCGACGCGGCUGUCCGCUCUCUGGAGGGCCGCGGGGUGAAGAUCGCCCGUGCCCUAGUGGGCACCUUCAUGUCCGCCCUGGAGAUGCCUGGCAUUUCUCUCACCCUUCUGCUGGUGGAUGAGCCUCUCCUGAAACUGAUCGAUGCCGAAACCACCGCAUCAGCCUGGCCCAACGUGGCCAAGGUCUCCGUGACCGGGCGGAAGCGGAGCCGGGCAGCCCCUGCCGAGCCUCUGGAGGUCCCCGAUUCCACUGCCACAGGAGGCUUAGCCUCGAGGCAGACGGUGCUUGUGCUGGAACGGGUGUGCGCCACCCUCCUGGGCCUGGAGGAACAUCUGAAUGCCCUGGAUCGAGCUGCCGGCGACGGGGAUUGUGGCACCACCCAUAGCCGUGCUGCCAGAGCAAUCCAAGGGUGGCUGAAGGAGGGUCCACCCCCUGCCAGCCCUGCCCAGCUACUCUCCAAACUGUCUUUCCUGCUGCUGGAGAAGAUGGGAGGCUCCUCUGGGGCGCUCUAUGGCCUGUUCCUGACUGCGGCGGCCCAGCCACUCAAGGUCAAGACAGACCUGCCAGCCUGGUCUGCUGCCAUGGAUGCCGGCCUGGAGGCCAUGCAGAAGUACGGGAAGGCUGCUCCAGGGGACAGGACUAUGCUGGAUUCCCUGUGGGCAGCAGGACAGGAGCUCCAAGCCUGGAAGAGCCCAGGGGCCAAUCUGUUCCAUGUUUUGACGAAAGCAGUCCAGAGUGCGGAGGCUGCAGCCGAGGCCACCAAGACUAUGGAAGCGGGAGCCGGGAGAGCCAGUUACAUCAGCUCUGCGCGGCUGGAUCAGCCGGACCCUGGGGCAGUGGCCACGGCCACCAUUCUCCGGGCCAUCCUGGAGGCCCUGCAGCACGAGGGUGUGUGA
Puma concolor (puma) is the source of this 1542-nucleotide messenger RNA. RefSeq names its product triokinase and FMN cyclase (gene TKFC). Gene Ontology annotation, cellular component: cytosol. Lineage: Eukaryota; Metazoa; Chordata; Mammalia; Carnivora; Felidae. Gene Ontology annotation, molecular function: ATP binding; glycerone kinase activity. Gene Ontology annotation, biological process: glycerol catabolic process. The record is from RefSeq and is a predicted model, not a curated record.